This is a messenger RNA of Pecten maximus, 8397 nucleotides long. RefSeq names its product NF-X1-type zinc finger protein NFXL1-like. The transcript is spliced from 19 exons. Bases 103 to 2856 code for a protein of 917 amino acids. The record is from RefSeq and is a predicted model, not a curated record. NCBI's taxonomy places the organism in Eukaryota, Metazoa, Mollusca, Bivalvia, Pectinida, Pectinidae. Gene Ontology annotation, cellular component: nucleus. Gene Ontology annotation, molecular function: DNA-binding transcription factor activity, RNA polymerase II-specific; zinc ion binding; RNA polymerase II transcription regulatory region sequence-specific DNA binding. Gene Ontology annotation, biological process: regulation of DNA-templated transcription.
GUCCAUGCAACAGGAAGUGAAUGUUAUGUGGAGUGCAAUUUCUUCAAUUUCUUGGGCUGUGUAAUGGGAUUGUUCAAGCCUUGCAUGUUAUAGGUGGCCGAUAUGUCUGAAGUUCCAGCAUAUCUAAGAGGCAGAGGGAGAGGGAGAGGCAAUGCUCCUGUUUCUGAUGGUAAAGGCUGGGGCUCCCAGCUGUGGGGCGGUGACAACAGAAGUAACAACAGGACCAAUGGACACCGGAACCAUAAUACUUCAAAUGGACUCCAAGACCAGAAGGGUGACACUGGUGGAAAAAAACAAGAUGUCCGUGGGAAGAAGGGAGAAAGCAGUAAAGUGAAAGGAGGCAAAAGUGAAGAGAAAACUGCUGACAGCGAUGAGAAGUUUCGCCAGGCCAGUGUACAGCACCAACAAGCCAUACAACAGUUCCUUGAGGACCAGCCACAGUCUAAUGGCGAGGAAUCUUCAGAGGAAGAGGAUGACAUCGGCAAUAACAUCCUCUCUUCUGUCUUCAAAUCUUACUCUUCCACUAUUGGUGAUGAGGAGAAGGAUAUCCACCAAGCCCAGGAGGAUCUCAUGUAUUCCUUCAGAUCCGGGGUGUCAGCCUGCCUCGUCUGUAUAGAGACUAUAAAGAAGAAUGAAGCCAUAUGGAACUGUAGUGGCUGUUGUGCCAUGUUCCACAUGCAGUGUAUACAGAAGUGGGUGAAGGAAGGUGUGUACCAACAUAUGUAUCGAUCAGACGAUAACAACAUACCAAAGGAUCUGCCAUGGUACUGUCCGAAGUGUCGGUUGGAGUACAAGCCUUACGAGUGUCCGACUCGCUACAUGUGUUUUUGUGGGAAGGAAGAGGACCCCAAAUUUGACCCCUGGCUAGUUCCUCACUCCUGUGGUCAGACCUGUGGACGUCAGCUAAAACCAGAAUGUGGACACACCUGUCUGCUUCUUUGUCAUCCAGGUCCAUGUCCUCCAUGUCCUAAGACAGUCAGGACGCCAUGUUACUGUGGUAAGAAGGCACCUGUUGUCCGAAGAUGUAGCGCUAAAACCUGGUCUUGUGGUCAGCCUUGUGGCCAGACUCUGACUUGUGGCCAGCAUAAAUGUCAACAGCCAUGUCAUGCGGGCGAGUGUGCCUCAUGUCCUAAAACCAGUGAACAGAAAUGUCAUUGUGGAAAGUUGACAUCAGUACGACCAUGUGCUACCCCGCAGUGGCAGUGUCAACAGGCUUGUGGGAAACGACUGAACUGUGGAAGCCAUGUUUGUGAAAGAAGUUGUCAUGGAGAUGUUUGUGGUUCAUGUCCCAGGGCAGGGGCAAGGACAUGUCCAUGUGAAAAGACAGAAUACAUGUUGCCAUGUACAGAAGAUGUCCCAACUUGUGGUGAUACCUGUGGUAAGAUGUUGGACUGUGGAAUACACAACUGUUCACAACGCUGUCAUGUAGGCCCAUGUGGAACAUGUCGACAGAUGAUUAAGAAGAAAUGCCGAUGUGGGCAGAAGCAGAAAGAAAUUCCUUGCUGCAAGGAGUAUCUGUGUGACACAAAAUGUAGUAACGGAAGAGACUGUGGCAGACAUCAAUGUAAGAGAAAGUGCUGUGAUGGUAACUGUCCCUCCUGUGAACAAACUUGUGGUAAACUACUUGGAUGUAAAAACCACAAGUGUUCCAGUCGCUGUCACAAAGGUGCUUGCUAUCCUUGUCCUCUCACUGUGGAGAUCACCUGUUUCUGUAAGGCCACACGGAUCACAGUUCCCUGUGGUAGAGAGAAGUUUACUAAGCCGCCCAGGUGUAAACAAUCGUGCAGACUUCCUCCAAAGUGUCAUCACCCCGAGCAGAUACCCCACCGCUGCCACUUUGGUGACUGUCCACCCUGCCGUUUGAUGUGUGCCAAGGUUCAUAAAUGUGGCCAUAUUUGUCCCGUAGGUUGUCACACAGCAAUCAGGGUCAAGGUCAAAGAUAAUGUACCAAGAGCAGGCCCCUGGGAAGGUCGCCCUACAGUUAGGGAUGAAAUUGUGGAGAAAAUAUGUCCUCCAUGUCUGGUCCCUGUGUCUGUUACUUGCCUUGGUGGACAUGAGACUUGCAACAUUCCAUGUUUCAAGGCAAAGCCAGAUUCUUGUCUUAGACCCUGUGGAAGACAGCUGUCUUGUGGAAACCACACCUGUUCUCUGAAUUGUCACCAAGUACAGGGGGUGACAGACAACAUACAGGCUGGUGAGACUUGUGAGGUUUGUGAGUCUCACUGUUUGAAGCCCCGCCCCAAGGGUUGUUCUCAUGACUGUACACUCCUGAAGUGUCACACUGGAGACUGCCCACCAUGCCAACAGAUGAACCGUAUGCGGUGCCACUGUGAACUGACUGUACAACACAUCAACUGUGAUAUGUGGUUGAAGGCAGACCAGGCCACAAAAGACACAAUGAGGUCUUGUAAAGGAGCGUGUCCAAAAAAUAUGCCAUGUGGCCAUGUGUGUGGUGUCUCCUGUCAUGCGGGACUCUGUCCACGGAUCGGUUUGUGUGAAAAGAAAGUCACUAUGAGAUGUAAGUGUCGCAGUAGGAAGCAGGAACUGGUGUGUAAAAACGUGCCAGACCGCCAGGCAAAGCUGGAAUGUAACGAGGCUUGUCAGAAGGAAAAAGAGAGGAAGAAAAAGGAAGAAGAGGAGAAGGAGAAGUCCAAGAUAGAGGAAGAGCGUCUGAAGAAUCAGGCAGAGAUAGAGGAGUAUGAGAGAAAGAUGAAAGGAGGGAAGAAACGAAAACCACGGAAACAGCAUGAUGUCACAGUGCAACCGACAUUUGUACAAAAAUAUGGGAAAUAUUUGGCUUUAUCUGUAGUUAUAGGAGUUUUAGCCGUGUUUGCCUAUCAUUUACUACAGAUCUAAGUAACACUUCGACAGUUAAACAUUCGUUACAGCAUCACACAACUUUAGUGCAAAUUUCAGAUACUGAAGUAGUGAAGAUUUGUCACAAUGAUAUUGACUUUCAAAUUGAAUAUGUCCACCAUUUAUUGUCAAAGAUAAAGUGAAGGUAAUCAUUGUUUUCUUUACAGUAAAUAUAUUCAUGUUUGCUUUCUAGUACUAUGCAAAAGAAGGAGUAAGAAUAUAAAUAGUUACUAUAAUUAAUGAGAAGUUAGUUCUUUCACUGUGAACUGUUCUCCUGUGCCUAGUCUUUAGAAUUAGGCGAGAUGAUUCGAGAUGUAUGCAGGGUGGUGGCAGGAUCUUUAAAAUUGUAUUUUUAAGUUAACCUAUCAUUUGAAUAUGUGGUCUGGAAUAUUAUCUUGUCAUUAUUAUAUGUCUAAAUACAACAGGUGUGUGGUAUUGGUAAUCCUGAUAUCUAUGUGUUAAGGAGAUGUGUCUAAAUACAACAGGUAUGUGGUAUUGGUAUUCCUGUUAUCUGUGUUAAGGAGAUGUGUCUAAAUACAACAGGUGUGUGGUAUUGGUAAUCCUGAUAUCUGUGUUAAGGAGAUGUGUCUAAAUACAACAGGUGUGUGGUAUUGGUAAUCCUGAUAUCUGUGUUAAGGAGAUGUGUCUAAAUGCAACAGGUGUGUGGUAUUGGUAUUCAUGUUAUCUGUGUUAAGGAGAUGUGUCUGAAUACAACAGGUGUGUGGUAUUGGUAUUCCUGAUAUCUAUGUGUUAAGGAGAUGUGUCUUAAUACAGAAUGUGUCACCAUGGUAGUCCUCAAAAACAAAGACAUGUCUUUUACCACUUCACCUAAAAAUCACUCUGAUUUUGAUAGAUACUGAGAAACCUUUGAGUAUCUUUUUACAGGUACAAGGUAGAUGUAAUAGAACUUGUAGAUUUCUAAUGUUUUAUUUGAGAUCUUGUCACAACUAUGCUUACUUGUGCACAAAUUAAUUAUCUAAAUGUACAAUAUGAUUUUGUCAAGCUCUUUGUCUAGCUGUAAUAUUGAUAACGUAUUGUUAAGUACUAUGAUGGAAACUCUAACAGUUAGACAUUGGGAAGGUGAUUUUGUUUUCUCGCUUUUUGAGAUUAUCAAUGACAUGUUGCUGCUGAUAUUAUCAAUCAUUACCUCAUUUCACUCAAAUUGCAAACAAUUUAAUCAUAUGUUUUUAAAGAACUUAAUACAUUAUUUUGUAUAUCAUAAGUGCAGAAUGUGAUCUUAGUUCACUACAUAUAAAGUGCCUGCAAGAUUGUGUGUAAUUAGUUAUCCAUCUGUUUUCCGUUUGGCUUGCAUCCAAUGUCAACUUCUUGUUAAGAACUAUAAGGCGUAAUUCAAUGACAUUUAUAAAAUGACAUGAUGGGACAAAAGGACAUCAGGUUUGUUUAAAUUAUUUACCUGGAAGUGAAACAGCUCAAAACUCCAGAUCUUAGUUUUCUUUGUAUCAUACAAGUUUAGCAUUUUCAAUGAAAAAAUAGAAAAUAACAUUUUGUAGAACCUUGGAUCGGAUUGUUCCUUUGUAUGGAUCAGAUUGUAACUUGGUAUGGAUUGGAUUGUACCUCGGUAUGGAUCAGAUUGUAACUUGGUAUGGAUCGGAUUGUACCUUGGUAUGGAUUGCAUUGUACCUCGGUAUGGAUUGGAUUGUACCUUGGUAUGGAUCGGAUUGUACCUUGGUAUGGAUCAGAUUGUACCUUGGUAUAGAUCGGAUUGUACCUCGGUAUGGAUCAGAUUGUACCUCGGUAUGGAUCGGAUUGUAACUUGGUAUGGAUCAGAUUGUACCUUGGUAUGGAUUGCAUUGUACCUUGGUAUGGAUUGGAUUGUACCUUGGUAUGGAUCGGAUUGUACCUUGGUAUGGAUCAGAUUGUACCUCGGUAUGGAUCGGAUUGUACCUCGGUAUGGGUCAGAUUGUACCUCUGUAUGGAUCGGAUUGUACCUUGCUAUGGAUCGGAUUGUACCUCGGUAUGGGUCAGAUUGUACCUCGGUAUGGAUCGGAUUGUAACUUGGUAUGGAUCAGAUUGUACCUUGGUAUGGAUUGGAUUGUACCUCGGUAUGGAUCAGAUUGUAACUUGGUAUGGAUCGGAUUGUACCUUGGUAUGGAUUGGAUUGUACCUUGGUAUGGAUCGGAUUGUACCUUGGUAUGGAUCAGAUUGUACCUUGGUAUGGAUCAGAUUGUACCUUGUUAUGGAUCAGAUUGUACCUUGGUAUAGAUCGGAUUGUACCUCGGUAUGGAUCGGAUUGUACCUCGGUAUGGAUCAGAUUGUAACUUGGUACGGAUCAGAUUGUACCUUGGUAUGGAUCAGAUGUUCCUUGGUAUGGAUCGGAUUGUACCUUGGUAUGGAUCGGAUUGUACCUUGGUAUGGAUCAGAUUGUACCUUGGUAUGGAUUGCAUUGUACCUUGGUAUAGAUCGGAUUGUACCUCGGUAUGGAUCGGAUUGUACCUCGGUAUGGGUCAGAUUGUACCUCUGUAUGGAUCGGAUUGUACCUCUGUAUGGAUCGGAUUGUAACUUGGUAUGGAUCGGAUUGUACCUUGGUAUGGAUCGGAUUGUACCUCGGUAUGGAUCGGAUUGUACCUCGGUAUGGGUCAGAUUGUACCUCGGUAUGGAUCGGAUUGUACCUCGGUAUGGGUCAGAUUGUACCUCUGUAUGGAUCGGAUUGUAACUUGGUAUGGAUCAGAUUGUACCUUGGUAUGGAUUGGAUUGUACCUCGGUAUGGAUUGCAUUGUACCUUGGUAUGGAUUGGAUUGUACCUCGGUAUGGAUUGGAUUGUACCUUGGUAUGGAUCGGAUUGUACCUUGGUAUGGAUCAGAUUGUACCUUGGUAUAGAUCGGAUUGUACCUCGGUAUGGAUCGGAUUGUACCUCGGUAUGGGUCAGAUUGUACCUCUGUAUGGAUCGGAUUGUACCUCUGUAUGGAUCGGAUUGUAAUUUGGUAUGGAUCGGAUUGUACCUUGGUAUGGAUCAGAUUGUACCUUGCUAUGGAUCGGAUUGUACCUUGGUAUGGGUCAGAUUGUACCUCGGUAUGGAUUGGAUUGUACCUUGGUAUGGAUCACAUUGUACCUUGGUAUGGAUCGCAUUGUACCUUGGUAUGGAUCGCAUUGUACCUUUGUAUGGUUUUGUUUAAGUUCAUAUUUUGUGUUGAAUUACUGAAAUAUUUAUGAUUUAAAAUGCAACAUAUUGAAAGUAGUGAAUGACCAAACCUCAGACACCAAACCUAAUCACCAAACUUUACCACCAAACCUUAUCACCAAACUGAUUUUGAUGUCAUGGAUGUUUAUAUACAAGGUGGCAUUACUAUUGUAUUAUUGUAUAUGUGUAUAUUCAUUUCUAUUUAUUUAUGUGUUGCGAUACCGGUGUAGCAAUAUGUGCUGGUUACUUUUAGUGAUGUCUGGAUCAUGAAAAAAUCACUGAUACAUUUGCAUCAUAAGAGCUAAUCACCAGAUUAUGAAAAGCUUUAUUGUGAGGUUCUAAUCAUCACUGUGAUUUACACAUUUAAGGAUUUAAUGCUCCUACGUUCCUCCUAUACAUCGACAUAGAAUACUACAGGCCAGUCAUGCUUAACAUGGAGGUAAAAUGUACUCAUCUAUACUAGGUAUAAAACACUCUGUUACACUCCUGUACUAGUAAUAAUACUGUACUAGUUGAAAUACCAUGUUCAGUUACAAUACUGUACUAGUUCUAAGCCCAUAAUUAUUUGAAAUGAUACAUUUAUUGUUUCCUUUGUAUACUAUUGUUGUUGAUUUUACACUACCAAAUCAAUGUGGCAUUUGAAUCAGACAUAAAUAACAAUAAUUAGAUUCAAAGUAAAAUGGUCACUUUUCUUUAUUAACCAAAGUGAGGCAGGGCAAGGUUUCAAGGAAUGACAGUAAAGUAAAUAAAGGUCAAGGUUACAAGGGAUGGAAGUAAAGUAAAUAAAGGUCAAGGUUACAAGGGAUGGAAGUAAAGUAAAUAAAGGCCAAGGUUACAAGGGAUGGAAGUAAAGUAAAUAAAGGUCAAGGUUACAAGGAAUGGAGUAUAAGUAAAUAAAGGUCAAGGUUACAAGGGAUUGAAGUAAAGUAAAUAAAGAUCAAGGUUACAAGGGAUGGAAGUAAAGUAAAUAAAGGUCAAGGUUACAGAAGGUAAAUAUUAUGUUGGGAGUUUACAUAUGAGAUGGUCAAGGUCACGUUGGUUAGGUAAGACACAGAUGAUCAUUGCAAGGAUGAUAUCCCAACAUUAGUUACCAUAGUUACCAUAUCUGUGUUCAUAAAGUGCUGUGUAAAGGUGUUCAUUCCAGGGUCACGUGUCUCUACUUUGCCAUGUGUUAGUGUAAAUAUCAAAAGGUGUGUCGAUGUGACUGUGACUGUUGGUGGUCACCACUGUGUGACUGUUUGUGGUCACCACCACUGUGGCUGUUGGUGGUCAUCACUGUGUGACUGUUGGUGGUCAUCACUGUUUGGCUGUUGGUGGUCACCACUGUUUGGCUGUUGGUGGUCACCACUGUUUGGCUGUUGGUGGUCACCACUGUGUGACUGUUGGUGGUCACCACUGUGUGACUGUUUGUGGUCACCACCAUGUGGCUGUUGGUGGCCAUCACUGUUUGGCUGUUGGUGGUCAUCACUGUUUGGCUGUUGGUGGUCACCACUGUGUGACUGUUGGUGGUCACCACUGUUUGGCUGUUGUUGGUCACUACUGUUUGGCUGGUGGUGGUCACCACUGUGUGACUGUUGGUGGUCACCACUGUGUGGCUGUUGGUGGUCACCACUGUGUGACUGUUGGUGGUCACCACUGUUUGGCUGUUGGUGGUCACCACUGUGUGACUGUUAGUUUUCACCACUGUGUGACUGUUUGUGGUCACAAUAUUAAUGAUGGUGUGACUGUUGGUGGUCACCACUGUGUGACUGUUGGUGGUCACCACUGUGUGACUGUUAGUUGUCACCACUGUGUGACUGUUUGUGGUCACAAUAUUAAUGAUGGUGUGACUGUUGGUGAUCACCACUGUGUGGCUGUUGGUGGUCACAAUGAUGAUGUGCUGUAGAUCUACACGAGGGAGUUGAUGUAUAUAUUUGGCAAUCUGUGAAUUGUAUAUAAUUUUGUUACAAAAUAAUUCUAGUCCAAAGAAGAACUUUUGCAAUUUGUUAUUUACCAAGUUCAGAAUCAGCAGUUUGAUAUGUUAUCUUUAGUUAUAUGUCCUUGGUGGUUUUAAAGUUCAUGUUUUAGAUAUUGUGUUUCAUUUUACUCUUUUCAAAGUUCAGGCAGAUAUUGAUAUAGUGUUAAGUUUUAACUUUUUCAGUACUGUUUUAUUAUUAUCAUAAAGUGCUGUGUUAAUGUGUAUAUUUGACCUUGUUUAAAGAAUUGAAUCUUGAAAAAUACAUCGUGAUAUUGAUUUGUCCGUGAUUUUGUUACAUAUAUGGCCACAACACCUGCUGUACUUUCCAUUGUAAGUUCUGAAGACAUGGCUUCCUACCAACUUCUGAGAAAAAACAAACUUAUUUACUAUUUGUGUUUAAAAAAAUUGUAAGUGAAUCAUGGUGAAAUAAAUGUAUUAAAACAUC